AUGACCGUACUCUCGUUCUCAGCUUCAUCUUCUUCCUUUAUGCUCUCAUCGUCCUCCACUUGUUCUUCUUCAACAAAACCCCCAUUUUCUUCCUCCUCAAAGAAUGUCAUUAAAACCCCAUUUGUUGGGCUCUCCGUGGCACCACCACAAAAGCUUUGGCUUCCCACAACCACCAACCUGGGUUUUGACAAUGGAAGCAACCCAAGACGGAGCUUCGAGGUCUUCAGCACAAAGGAAAUCGCUCGCGUCCCCCUAGAUCAACGCUGGAUGUUCGAGGACGACGAAGUGGACGGCCCUGACAUUUGGAAUAAAACAUGGUAUCCAAAAGCUGCAGACCAUGUGAAUACUGAAAAGCCGUGGUAUAUUGUGGAUGCCACGGACAAGAUUCUUGGAAGAAUGGCAUCCACAAUUGCGAUUUACAUCCGCGGGAAGAAUUUGGCAACCUACACCCCGAGUGUGGACAUGGGGGCAUUUGUCAUUGUGGUAAAUGCAGAGAAGGUUGCAGUUUCUGGCAAGAAAAGAACCCAAAAGCUCUACAGGAGGCAUUCUGGACGACCAGGUGGGAUGACAGUGGAAACAUUUGACCAGCUACAGCAGAGAAUUCCAGAGAGAAUUAUCGAACAUGCUGUUCGGGGUAUGCUUCCAAAAGGGAGGCUUGGCAGAGCACUUUUCAACCACCUAAAGGUUUACAAGGGCCCAGAUCAUCCACAUGAGGCUCAGAAGCCAGUGGAGCUGCCUAUAAAGGAUAAAAGAAUACAGAUACAGAAGUAA
Prunus armeniaca (apricot) is the source of this 771-nucleotide messenger RNA. Lineage: Eukaryota; Viridiplantae; Streptophyta; Magnoliopsida; Rosales; Rosaceae. The record is from the annotation of a GenBank genome assembly.